Thamnophis sirtalis is the source of this 3468-nucleotide messenger RNA. The record is from RefSeq and is a predicted model, not a curated record. Lineage: Eukaryota; Metazoa; Chordata; Lepidosauria; Squamata; Natricidae.
AUGGACUUGUACAUGAUGAAUUGUGAACUCCUAGCAACUUGCAGUGCCCUUGGAUUCUUAGAAGGGGACACCUACCAUAAAGAACCAGACUGUAUAGAGAGUGUGAAAGAUUUAAUCCGCUAUCUGCGCCAUGAAGAUGAAACCCGAGAUAUUCGGCAACAGCUGGGAGCAGCUCAGAUUCUGCAAAAUGACCUCAUCCCUAUUAUCAUCCAGUACCCCCAAGAUAAACAGCUGUUUGAUGCUGUCAUCAGGUUAAUGGUGAAUUUAACCCAACCAGCUAUCCUCUGCUUUGGAAAAAUUCCCCAGGACCUUAACCUCCGCCAUCACUUCUUACAGACUGUCUCUUACCUGCAGGGUUAUAAAGAAGCAUUUGCCAAUGAUAAGGUCUUUGGACUGUUAAGUGAGAAGCUGUAUGAACUGUUGCAGCUGGACUGGGAGCAGCGUCAAGAAGAAGAUAACCUGUUAAUUGAGCGCAUCUUGCUUCUGGUGCGCAAUGUGUUACAUGUGCCAGCAGAUCCUGAAGAAGAGAAGAACAUUGAUGAUGAUGCCAACAUCCAUGACCGGGUGCUCUGGGCUAUGCACAUCAGCGGGAUGGAUGACUUGCUCAAAUUCUUGGCCAGCUCCCCGAGUGAACAGCAGUGGAGUCUGCACGUGCUGGAGAUAAUCUCCCUUAUGUUCCGUGAUCAGAAUCCAGAGCUGCUGGCAGCCACAGGGCAGACCCGUUCAGCCAAGGAACAGAGCAUAGAUGUGGCAGAACUGGAAGUCUUGAGACAGAGGGAACAAGCUGAAAAGAAGACCCGCGUAUUCCAGCGAAGUACCAGACACUCUCGCUUUGGUGGCUGUUAUGUUAUUCAGGGCUUGAAAGCUAUUGGGGACAGAGAUGUGGUGAUGCACAAGGGGCUACACAACGUGAAGAACUACAGCCAUGAUCUGGGUAAGGAGGUCCGCCGGGUGCCAAAAAGGCGGCAGCUUGCCAGUGAUGGUGAAGGACCUCCUCGCCGCUCCGCCCUAAACGUGCGCCGCUUCCUCCAUGAGUUCUGUGUGGAGUUCUUGGAAAACUGUUACAAUCGUCUCAUGUACCUGGUCAAGGAUCACUUGCUCAGGGAAAAGGCCCAACAGCAUGAUGAGACCUACUACUUAUGGGCUAUCGCCUUUUUCAUGGCCUUCAACCGGGCCUCUUCUUUCCAGCCUCAACUGGUUUCUGAGACGGUUGGUGUUCGGACCUUCCAUUUCAUUGAAAGGAGUCUGACCAACUACUAUGAAAUGAGCAUUGUAGAUAAGAAGGAUAUCACCUCUUGGUCUAAAAGGAUGCAUCUGGCUCUCAAGGCUUACCAAGAAUUGCUGAUGACUAUGCAUGAAAUGGACCGUUCCCAGGAAGAAGCUGUGCGCAACAGCAGCCACGUCCUUAAGAAUAACAUUUUCUACUUGAUGGAAUAUCGGGAGCUGUUCCUCACUCUUUUCCGUAAGUUUGAUGAGAAAAAGCAACCCAAGUCAUUUUUGAGAGAUCUGGUGGAGACAACUCAUCUUUACUUGAAGAUGCUGGAGAAAUUUUGCAAAGGGAGAAAAAACCUAGUGGUCCAGAACAAGAACUACAGGAGGAAAAAGAAGUCAAAGGCUCGUUCUGCUCGGCCUGGGGUGCAACCCCAAACUCCUGAAGAGUUGGAAGAGGUGUGGCCAAAGCUGAUGGAGCAAAUUGAUAAGUGCAUAAAGGAUUUUGAGUCACCUCCAGAUGAUGUCAUUCCUUUUGAUGCCGCAUCAGAAGUUCCGUUAGAGGAGCAGCGAGCUGAGGCCAUGACACGUAUCCAGGACAGCUUAUUAACUGGCCAGGCACCAGAAGCACUCUCACUCUUGCGCUCAGCAAGGGAGGUGUGGCCCGAAGGAGAUGUGUUUGGAUCAUCCACUGUUGAUCCGAUUGAAGAAACGGAGCUGCUGAAGCAAAUCUUCUUUGCCAACCUCCCUCGGCCGGCAGCAACUGACCCAGAUGAGUCUGAGGAGGCAGCUGAGUAUGAGGAAGUUGCUGAGGAAGAGUUGGCACCUGUGCAGGUAUCUGAAAAAGAGUUCAGCUUCCUGGAUUACGUGAAGCGGUUUGCUAGCGCGAAUGUCGUCAAGGCCUACGUCCUGCUGUUCAGAAAUUACCGGCAGAACAGCCCCCACACUAAUCACUGCGUGGUCAAGAUGUUGCACCGCAUUGCCUAUGACCUCAAGAUGGAGGCCUUACUCUUUCAGCUUUCGGCCUUCUGCCUUUUCAACCGCCUCCUCAGUGACCCUGCCGCCGGAGCUUAUAAGGAGCUGGUGACCUUUGCCAAGUACAUUGUGGGCAAAUUUUUUGCCUUGGCAUCAACCAACAAAAAAGCUUACGUGGAAUUGUUGUUCUGGAAAAGCACAGCUGUGGUUCGAGAAAUGACUGAAGGCUACACAGAGUUACAGGAAGAUGGAAGUUCCAAUUCACACAAGGCUUCCCAAUGGACUGAAAAAGAGGAGGAGGAACUUCAAGAGCUCUACCACAAGUAUAAAGAAGUGGAAGGUGAAGAUGUGCUUGAUAACAUCCUGUCACAUAUCGGCUCCCAUCACCGGGGACGAAAGCGGGUGGCCAGGAAACUGGUGCAGUUGGGGUUGGUGAGCAGCAUGCGAGACUUUCCUCCAGAGAGGAAAGGGACUCGCAUUGUGCUAUGGACAGAGGAGCAGGAGCUAGAACUUCGCCGGCUCUUUGAAGAGUUCCGGGACUCCGAUGAUAUCCUGUCCAAUGUAAUGAAGCACAUCACAGCGAAAAGAUCAAAAGCCCGCAUUAUUGAGAAGAUGCUUAGCAUGGGGCUGGUGUCUGAGCGUAAGGAGCUUUACAAGAAGCGCAAACGCAAAUCUGGUUCACUUAGAUCGAAUAAGGCCUCGUUACCCAAAGAUUCUGAGGUGCCUGACCUGGAUGAGGUAGUUGUUGAAGAUGAAGAGGAAAAGGAUGAUUUGGAUAGUGAAGAAGAAGAAGAAGAUGACGACAAGGAGGAUGCUGGAAAUGACAAGGACCAAAAAUCCUGGGGCGGGUGGUCCAAGAAAAUGUGGGGAGAUGCUUCAGAUCAAAAACUUGUGCAAAGCCUGAGACAAGAAGGUUUUGCUGGCCCCUUGCUCUGGCUUCAAAACAGCCUGAACAGAACAGCUGCUGCCCGAGGAGAGGAUGGAUGUUCCCAGGCUGUUCCUUUGGUGCCAUUGACUGAAGAAAGCGAGGAUGCCAUGGAGCACAAAGAUUUCCAGAAACUGCUAUGGAAAUUGGGGGUGCGAUCUCCAGGCAAUGAGCAGGAGUCUUUCUGGCGCAUCCCAGCUAAACUCAACUCAGAACAAUUACGCCACAUGGCUGCUUUCAUUGCUUCGGAAGAAAUGGAGGGGGAGACUCAAGACCAGCAAACUGAUUCCAGUGAUGAGGAUGGACCAAGGCCCUCCAGUAAAAGGAAGUGCCUGCGAAUUGAGGAAGAUGAGGACUGA